AUGACAUCGACAUCACCACAACAUCAGCACCACUUCGCCACUACUCGACUGUUCCUCGGCCGCAAUAUGUCGUCUCCGCCGAAUCACGCCGCCAAAGUCAACGAGCUCUUCGACCCCAGGAAGCUGCCCAUCGACGAAACGUCCUCUUACGCCUACAAUCUGUCCGAGACGAAGGAGGACCCCGCCGACGACAAGCUCUCUGCCGAUACGCAAUGCGCCAACGACGACGACGACGACACCAGCGUCCACAGCCAGACUUCCGCCGACAAAACAGCAGCUGGGAAAGAAGACCGCGCGAGACUUCCACCUCUUCUUCGACUACCUGCUGAGCUGCGGAAUGAAAUCUACUCCUACAUCUUCCCUCCUCCGCCAGCCGCGCUGUUCAAGCCCCACGCUCCCGACAUGUACUGCGCAUCCCUCUGUCACCGCUCGAUGAUGAUUCCGCCCCUCCUGCACACCUCUCAGCAGAUUCGCGCCGAGUCCAGUGGAGUCUUCUUCUCCACGGCCGUCUUCGUGUUCGAUCACUCGUACGGUGUGGUCAGCUACCUCAAGACUCUACUUCGGCGACACGUGGAGAUGAUCCAGCAUAUCCACUACAACCCGGCACGUCCCCGGACAUUCUGGGACCCGCAUUGGGCUUCGAAUGGGCUCCUGGAGGGCAAGGAACUGAAGCAACUAAGGCUCGAGCUGGCGCAUGCUGGUGUCGCAGCGUUGAGAGAUGGUGUUAUCAAGGUGUGGGUCGUGCUGGGGAAAAAGGUCAAGCGCGAGAGUGGGCUCUGGACGGAAGAUGGUCUUUGGACCGCACGGCCGGGAGAGUAUUGA
This is a messenger RNA of Zymoseptoria tritici IPO323, 822 nucleotides long. RefSeq lists its product as uncharacterized. The coding region runs from base 1 to 822 and encodes 273 amino acids. Lineage: Eukaryota; Fungi; Ascomycota; Dothideomycetes; Mycosphaerellales; Mycosphaerellaceae. The transcript has a single exon. The record is from RefSeq and is a predicted model, not a curated record.